This is a messenger RNA of Colletotrichum truncatum, 369 nucleotides long. Its product is annotated as vacuolar ATP synthase subunit f. NCBI's taxonomy places the organism in Eukaryota, Fungi, Ascomycota, Sordariomycetes, Glomerellales, Glomerellaceae. Gene Ontology annotation, molecular function: proton-transporting ATPase activity, rotational mechanism. Gene Ontology annotation, cellular component: fungal-type vacuole membrane; proton-transporting V-type ATPase, V1 domain. The record is from RefSeq and is a predicted model, not a curated record. Gene Ontology annotation, biological process: proton transmembrane transport.
AUGACUUCACAAGCAGACUACAAGGACCGGCAGUUCCUUGCCGUGAUUGGCGACGAGGACUCGGUUACCGGCCUCCUCCUCGCAGGCAUCGGGCACGUCAGCACGGGUGCCGACCAGGAGAAGAACUUCUUGGUGGUGGAUAGCAAGACUGAUACCGCUGCGAUCGAGUCUGCGUUUGAAUCAUUUACGUCGAGGAAGGAUAUUGGCAUCGUCCUCAUCAAUCAGCACGUUGCCGACCGCAUAAGACACCGCAUCGAUACCUAUACAGCCGCAUUCCCGACCGUGCUGGAGAUACCGUCCAAGGACCACCCGUACGACCCAGAGAAGGACAGCGUCUUGCGCAGGGUGCGCAGAUUGUUUGGAGAGUAG